Messenger RNA from Ananas comosus (pineapple), 2511 nucleotides. Its product is annotated as protein MICRORCHIDIA 6-like. Lineage: Eukaryota; Viridiplantae; Streptophyta; Magnoliopsida; Poales; Bromeliaceae. The coding region runs from base 50 to 2068 and encodes 672 amino acids. The record is from RefSeq and is a predicted model, not a curated record. Gene Ontology annotation, cellular component: nucleus. The transcript has 21 exons. Gene Ontology annotation, molecular function: ATP hydrolysis activity.
GUAUCCACAGAUUUUAUGGGCUUGUUUGGAUGCCGGAACAGGUUAUCUGAUGUUAUCUGAUGAUAAUGCUCUUGGAAUGAGCUUCGAGUGCUUUGUUGACUUAUGCAGUGAUGAAGAAACUGAAAAUACAGAGCUUACAACUUGUAAGGAAACACGUCUAGUGCAAGAGAAAGCUAGGUCAAAUGACAACUUAAAAUUUGGAAGUUCAAAGGGAGUCAUACCUUCUUCUUCAUGGUUAAUGGACCAAGAGAGUUUAUCUGGUAAUGAAUUUCAUGAUCUUCCUACCUUACUCAAUUCCAUACCAUUUUGCCGCCAAUUCUGGAAAGCAGGAGACUAUACAACCAGAUCAAAUUCUGUACCAGUCUCUCAAAAUGGCAAGAACCGCUUACGCAUCCAUCCCAAAUUUCUCCACUCAAAUGCUACUUCACAGAAGUGGGCUUUUGGUGCUAUUGCAGAGCUGCUUGAUAAUGCAGUUGACGAGGUACAAAAUGGAGCCACAUUUGUUAAGGUAGAUAGAAUCACGAAUUCUCGAGAUGGAAAUGAUGCACUACUAGUACAAGAUGAUGGAGGUGGAAUGGGUCCGGAAUCUUUGAGACGUUGCAUGAGCUUUGGCUUUUCAGAUAAGCAUUCUGAUUCUUUCAUUGGACAGUAUGGAAAUGGCUUUAAAACCAGCACCAUGAGGCUUGGAGCUGAUGUUAUUGUCUUUAGCCGAAGGAUGAACAACAGAACAUUAACUCAAAGUGUCGGGCUUCUUUCGUAUACAUUUUUACAAAAAGCUGGUUAUGAUGAUGUAAUAGUACCGGUGGUGGAUUAUGAGUUUGAUCCAUCAACUGGUCUAGUUAUGAGGUUACUUCCGCAUGGUCAAAGGCAUUUCUCUUCUAAUUUGUCUGCUCUUUUAACAUGGUCUCCCUUUGCUACAGAAGUUGAACUAUUGAAACAAUUUGACAACAUAGGGCACCAUGGCACAAAAAUUAUUGUAUUCAAUCUAUGGUUCAAUGAUUCCGGGAAGAUGGAACUGGAUUUUAUUUCUGAUUUGGAGGACAUUAUGAUUACCGGAGCACCUUGUGGCAGGGCGAAUAUGUUAAGCGAGAAGCAUAUUGCUAAUCGAUAUCGUUACUCUCUUCGCGUGUAUGCAUCUAUAUUAUAUCUGCAUCUACCACAAAGCUUUAGAAUAGUCUUGCGUGGACGAGAUGUCACCCCUCAUCACAUAGUUGAUGAUCUCAAAUUUCGUGAAUGCAUUAAAUAUAGACCGCAAAUUUUGGGGAGCAAAGAGGCCGAGGUCAUUACCACGAUUGGAUUCUUAGAUGGUGCUCCAAAGCUUAGUGUUCAUGGAUUUAAUGUCUACCACAGAAACCGGCUUAUAUUGCCCUUCUGGCGAGUGUUUGUUUUUACAAGAAAGAGAGGCAGAGGCAUUGCUGGAGUGUUAGAGGCAAAUUUUAUUAAGCCGACACAUAAUAAGCAAGACUUUGAGAAGUCAACCCUUUAUCACAAACUCGAAAUUCGCUUGAGAGAUAUGACGGCUGAAUACUGGAAGUAUCAUUGCCAUUUGGUUGGUUAUUCAUCACCGGUGACUGGUGCUUCUCCUAAGAGGCCUCAGAUAGGAACUGCCAAUGAACUACAAGAUGCCUCCAGUAACCAUUGCACUCCAGCUAACCUAUCAAAUGGCCUUUCAAGCAGCAGUACAGUAAUAACUACAUUAAAUGGACAACCAAACUUGAUGGCAAUGCAAGUUUCCAACAGUUGCAAGGCUGAUUCUCAAGCAGCAUUUCAUGGAAAAAGAAGCGCAAAUCACGUAAUCACAGCAGAAGUACCAAAGCGGCAGGCUGUUGCAUUUGAACUUACAAGUGGAGUUGGUGGCAAUCUCAAGAUACAGCAUUCAUCUGAUGGGCAGAGGCAAAUGCAAGAGAUUAUUACCAUGAUGCAUGUAAAUAAGAAGCUACGUGAACGGUGCUUGGAAUACGAAAUAGCUCAGAAGCAGCUGCUUCUUAAGGUGGAAAUGCUUAAAAAUGAGCUCCAAGAGGUCCAAUGGACUUACAAAAUCCUAAUGGGUGAUCUUUUAAAAGUGUAGGCUGGGGGAGUUCGUCACAGAGGUGGUAUUUUGCAUCUUCAUCUGAUUUUAUAUAUAUGUAUAUAUAUAUAUUAGCGUGAUAGGGAGACACAGCAUGAUGAAAUUUUUGGUGGUCUUUUGCAAGUUGUAAAUGAUGGUUAGGAUACAUGGAUAUAGGACUCAGAUAUUUGUGAGGCUACUAUGCUUUUUGAAGCAAAUACUCCCAACUUGUGGGCCCUUAGAUCCUUAGGGUUUACUAGUUGGUGAUGAUAAUAGAAUAGAUCCAAGGGUCCAAAAGUUGAAAGUCGGUGCUUCUAAAAGCACCAUAGCUCGACUCCUAUGAUAUUGACCACAGGCACAAGAAUGAAGAUUGAGUUUCUUCUCAUGGCCAUCUCCCCUGGUUCUCAUGGGAUUGUAACAAGUCAAUUUCUUUUGGAUGUACUAUCUUUUCCAUAUUUUGGUCA